Messenger RNA from Linnemannia hyalina, 4440 nucleotides. NCBI's taxonomy places the organism in Eukaryota, Fungi, Mortierellomycota, Mortierellomycetes, Mortierellales, Mortierellaceae. The record is from the annotation of a GenBank genome assembly.
AUGGACUCCAGUCUCGAGUUCCUCGGUUCCUUUGACGUUUCUGACUCUCAAGGCACCAUAGUAGCAUCUGCGGAGGAGGUUGACGAGGCACAGGAGGAGGAGUUGUUGUUUUCGGUCCGUUGUCGUACUCGACCAACGCCUGGUACAGAUAGCUCUGGGGACGAGGAGGAGGAGGAGAAGAAGGCAGGAGAUGAAGGGGUGAUAGGUGCCCCAACUCCACCGACAAAGAAGAAGGCUGCCAAGAAGGCUGCUAAGAAGCCCGUUCGUGAGACUAGAGAACUCCCGCCUGUACUAGAUUUCGACAAUAUCUUUCGCCACUACAAGGAUGGACACCCAGCACAAUCCAACCUUCCCCGUGCACUUCGACUCGACAGUGAACUAUCACCAUUGACAAUUUUCACACUCUUCUUCUCCGACCCAGUAUUGACGGAUUUGGCAGACAACACUAACGCAUAUGCAGCAUCAAAAGGAGCCGGCACAGGAGAGGGAUCGCGCCAAUGGGUAAAGACCACACCUGACGAACUGCGCACAUUCCUCGGCAUCAUUGUCUACAUGGGCGUGUUCAGGCAGAACUCUGUCUCUGAGUAUUGGUCAACCUUCCCUGAAUGUCCUCAACACAACAUCACUACCUUCAUGUCCCUCGUCCGCUUCGAACAACUGAAGCGUUUUUUUCAUGUCUCCAACCCCAACGAGCCUGAGCAACAUUGGUUCUCAAAAGUAGAGCCUCAGGCUUCAUCCGGCCCAGAGCGAGCAGCCGACGUCGAUGGCGCGGGCAUGUCUACUCACACAACAACAUCUACACGGCAGGCUUCAUCCAGCCCAAAACGAGCAGCCGACGUCGACGAUGUGGACACCGCCGACACUGCUUCCUCUAACAAACGCCUCCGACCCCUCCAAAUCAGCUCCGGGUCGUCGACUCUCGUUGAAGACAUGCAGCGAUUGCUGGCAACACAGCCAUCCCAGAUUCGGUUCGACGAGAGCGGCGCUCUGACCACAAUCUGCGCCCAGGAAAAGGUCAUUGAUUUUCGAUCUGUCGGAGCCGCAAUUGAGAAGAUUCUCUCCUCACGAUUGUCUAAGGACAUCACAAUGCUCCAUAUGGAUGGUCUACGAUCAAUGGAGAAGGAAUGGGCGCACGGCAAACGAGAUCAGGCGCUGUCCAAGCAGUUGGAAACACUUGAACGAGAUUACACGGAGGGCAAGCUGCACAACAAAAGACAGCUAUACAAACGCCUGAAGGCGUCGUACCGAGCACCACCGGAGGCAUUGCGCGCCGUUUCGGAAGUACUGCGUCAGAGUGGAUGGACGAUUUGCCAAUGUCUCAACCAAAGCGACACGUGCAUUGCGCGGACAGUCAACAACGCUGCCGUACCCGGAGAUAUCCGAGUUAUCACCAAGGACUCCGAUCUCAUGGCAUUCGAGUCAAUCAUGUCCGUCACCAUGCCAGUCAAGAACACUUGGACUACUUUCCACAAAGAUGAGCUUCUGAACGAGCAUGGCCUUCCGACCCCUGUACAUCUAACGCUUGCCGCUCUGGUAUCGAACAACGACUACACCAACGGAGUUUUUUCCUAUGGCUUGACAUCCAAUGUCGAUACGAUCCGUCAGUUCAAGAUGACAGGUCUUGAUGGAACGGUUGGCCAAGAUCGAGUGGAGGUGGUUCGGAUCUAUGUUAGGCGCUACCUUGACAUAAUACACCAAAAGGCCCGUACAAUCAAGGACUCAGCCACCCAAAGCGCACGUCGUCGACUGCGAUGCAAUCCUAACCCAACGGUGAAGGCACACGACAAGGAUCUGAGGAGGAUCGAAACGGCCGAUCGACAGCUGCGUGUAGAUGUGACAGAAUUCGGCCAUGCUCUCAAGACAUUCGGGGCGGCGACAGACGCAGAGGCAACGCCACCACCACUCCCAACGGCACCCAAGGCAGGAUCAGCACCAUAUCCGCAAGCUACAUCAGCGGGAUCACCUUCCAUCAGGCAGACGCAUGGCCCAGCCGAACAUCCACCAUCGCACAAGCAAAAGAUUAAAAAACAACGCCGACAUGGUUCACGUGCCCUCCAGCGGCGACGACAGAAGUGGCGUCGUUCCAGAUUCCGCUCGCGCACAGACGUGCAAGAUCGCUAUGUGCCGGACACUGUUUUCCUAGAAAAGGCCAGCCCUGUUGAUGUCGUGGAACUUUCAGGAUUGAAGCCGUCGAUCCCCCGUCCUUCAAAGCCCAAGGAGCAAUCCCCCCGUAUCGACCAAGUGCCUGCCCCCGCUGCCAAGAAGAAAAAGAAAAAACUCCUUGGCGAACCUAAAGGAAUAGCUGGACCCAAGGCCUUGAAGAGAGCGUUCCAGUCUGUUUUCGCAACGGUCACGCUCACGACUGGAUCCCUGCAAGGCUGCCUAGGAAGAUCAACCAAUCUGUCGAAAGCAGAGGUUGCGCAGCUAACCCAACACGUGAGUUCGGCAGUCUCUACCGUCAAUAGCGCCAAACACAUUGUGUACAAGCUUAUCGAGAUGCGCAUUCUACAGCCGCUGAUCGAGACUGGACUGAACCAGGCAGAGGAUGGACCGGACGAGAGCUUCCUAGAGAAGAUCCUGGAUUCCGAUUGGGCGGAAAGGUUUGUCCAAAACCUACUGUCCUUCGUCUUGAGGAAUUCCAUUGUCCCCCAAGGACGUCCACCCGCGUCGGACAAGAGCAAGGAUGCUGUCGCUGAAGCAAUCUCGACGUUUAACGAGUUCAAGAAGACGCUGUGCCCAGGGUUCAAAGCCCUCAACUCAACGGAUCUGGCUUUGAGUAAUAUCAUCGCGGAACUUGCACCCAAGAUCUGCCUAGAUCAGAAACUGCAUUACAGGAGAAUACCGGAGACUCUUAGAACAAAGCUGUCCAUUGAUUGCGAUGGUCUUCCUGAAAUAGAUCAAGAUGACACCGACGCUGGUGGUGAUGCCGGGGCUGCUGACGUUAACGAGGGUGUGGACGACGACGACGCCCUCAAGCGAUCCAAGAAGAUCAUUUUCAAGCCGGGUCAUAUUCAACUCUGCUGGCGAUAUUUCCUCCUCUUACCAUCAUCCAAGCGGCCCCGGUUCUGCACCCAGGCCAAAAUGAGCGAUUCCUUCAUCGACAUCAACGAGGAAGCGUUGGUUGCGCUUCUCUGGGGAGAGAAGGCAGUUCAGUUGGACAACGUAUGGGAGGACACCCGCUACACUCACAACUGGGCAGCGGCAAAACAGCGUUCUUCGUACGGAGAGGUGAUCAAAGAACUAUUCAUCGGUGACCGAGAUGUCAUCAAGGAAGCCAGGAAUAAGCAGCAGACGACAUACGGGAAGAGGACAACAACCAUGGCUGAGCGUGAGGAGGCCCAUCCACACAUCUACGGACAGUUAGAGCUCGCACGGUAUUUGACGAAUAAGGUCAAUUUUUUCCGAGAGCGGCACAACGCCUCCCUCACGGCCCCGACACCACCGUUGCCAUCAUCAACGCCAUCGUCAUCGACGACCUCCACCCCACCGCCUCUUCCCACCCCACGUCAGCAGCCGCGUUCUUACCGCUACGCCCUCAACAACUAUAUCAGGACGGAUGGCCACCAGCUGCAGAUUCUCGCGUAUGACCUUACAAAACCCCGCCAAUCCCCAAAUUACAGUGAGUUUCUUUCUAGGAUCGAGAAGCUUUAUCCAACGCGGCAGCAUCUUAUCGACGCGUUUGGCGACGACCUGGAUUCAGUCAUUGUCGUCGGUAUUGAUCCCGGAGAGGUAGUGAGUGGUGCAUUUUGUUUGACACUUCCCGGUGGAAAAGUCAUCAAUCUGCUGAUCAAGAGGGCCUCCCUAUACCAGCCUACUCUGGCCUUCCGAGAUUGGGAACAGCAUUGGAAAAGGCGACACCCAACAGCUGGUCCAGGCGAUGUUGUCGACUCAUCCCUUUGGACACGGAUUACCGACCUGGACAAGCUCACCACUCUCCCGUCUGUCCACGACCUAGAGAAUUCUCUCCCCUCAACGAACUACGACACCUCGUUGGAUGCUUUGACGGCAGCUCACAAGAAGUACUACGAGCAGGAACCGCUGAUCCACGGGAUUUACGCGUCAAGAGAAUGGAAGGUAGCGGCUCACGAGCACAGAAUGGCGAAAAUGUCGGAGUUGGAUCUGGCCGUCGCUGGCGUUUUGCGGAUGGUGGAUGAGGCAUGUGAGGGCGUACCCGUCCACCAAAGAAAAAGUGCUGCGCUCGGAUACAAGGCUGCCCUGGUCGACGAGUAUCUUACUUCCACCAUGUGUCCAACAUGUGUGGUUGAGAACCGAGCCACCCGCCUCGCCAAGCCGUCGAUGAGGACAUGCGCCUGUGUUGAGUGCACUCGGUGGAUUCACCGAGAUGGAGUGGGGGCGCACAACAUCGCUUUGAUCGGAGAACAGUACCUCAAGUCUCUAGGACGGCCCGAGCCCCUUGCAAGACCCCCCAAACAAACCUAA